Messenger RNA from Porites lobata, 878 nucleotides. The record is from the annotation of a GenBank genome assembly. Lineage: Eukaryota; Metazoa; Cnidaria; Anthozoa; Scleractinia; Poritidae.
AUGCCGUGUCUUUAACCAAAAUGGACUACGCAUCACAAUUGAAGCCAAUAAACAGAUCAUUAACUUCCUAGACGUCACCUUUAACCUUAACAACAGCACCUACCGGCCCUUCACAAAGCCUAACACCACGCUACAGUACGUCCAUCGCGAGCGCAACCACCCACCGAUCACCACAAAGAACAUACCCGCCGGUAUCAACAGACGGCUAUCAUCCCUUUCAUCGGACAAAACAUCAUUCGACCAAGCCCCCGUACCAAAAAGCACUCCACGAAAACGGAUACCACUACAGACUACACUACGAACCGACCACAACUGCUAAACGGAGAAACAGACAACGCAACAACAUCCUCUGGUACAACCCCCCAUUCAGCAAAAACGUCAACACCAACAUCGGUCACAGAUUCCUCACCCUAGUAGACAAACACUUCCCUAAAGAGAACAAACUCAGAAAAAUCUUCAACCGCAUUACCAUCAAGAUCAGUUACAGUUGCAUGAAUAACACAAAACAAAUUAUCGACAACCACAACAAGCGUAUCCUGAAUGCAUCCAAACACACAGAUAAAUCCACAGAUAACUCUGUUGAUAACAAAUCAUGUAACUGCCGACAAAAAAACUCAUGCCCUCUUAACGGAAACUGCCUUCAAUCAUCAAUUAUCUACCAACCAACCGUCAAACGUAACGACAAUAACACUUCUGAAACAUACAUCGGACUCACAGAAAACGCCUUCAAAACUGGGUACAGAAACCACACUGCAUCAUUCCGUCACACAAAACACAGGAACUCUGCGGAACUCAGUAAACAAGUCUGGUCCCUGAAAGACAACAACAUUGACUACUCUAUUUCAUGGCGUAUCAUUUCAUCUAGCUCAUCCUAUAAC